UUUGAACGUUCCAAUCAGAACGUUCUGGUCUCUAUAAAUAGAGGCGGCUGGGGUGGUCGUCUUCACAGUCGCUUUGGACUUCUUGGAAAGUUCGCUUCUCCUUACGUCGCCAUGGCUCGUACGAAGCAGACCGCUCGUAAAUCUACUGGUGGCAAGGCACCUCGCAAGCAGCUGGCUACCAAGGCUGCCCGUAAGAGCGCGCCGGCCACCGGUGGCGUGAAGAAGCCUCACCGUUACCGCCCUGGCACGGUGGCACUGCGAGAGAUCCGGCGUUACCAGAAGUCGACCGAGCUGCUGAUCCGCAAACUGCCCUUCCAGCGGCUGGUCCGUGAGAUCGCGCAAGACUUUAAGACAGACCUGCGCUUCCAGAGCUCGGCCGUGAUGGCCCUGCAGGAGGCGAGCGAAGCCUACCUGGUUGGGCUCUUUGAGGACACCAAUCUGUCGUUUUCCUUGUUCUUCUCAGUCAUGUCUGGCAGAGGCAAAGGCGGGAAAGGUCUGGGCAAAGGUGGCGCCAAGCGGCAUCGGAAGGUCCUUCGAGAUAACAUCCAGGGGAUCACCAAGCCCGCCAUCCGCCGUUUGGCUCGGCGCGGCGGCGUGAAGCGUAUUUCAGGGCUCAUCUACGAGGAGACUCGCGGAGUCCUGAAAGUGUUCCUGGAGAACGUGAUCCGGGACGCCGUCACUUACACGGAGCACGCCAAGAGAAAGACCGUCACCGCCAUGGACGUGGUCUACGCUCUCAAACGCCAGGGCCGCACUCUGUACGGUUUUGGCGGCUAAAACGCCUCUCUGUGGCGUGCUUUGUUCGCGCCUGCUCUCCCAAAGGCCCUUUUCAGGGCCACCCACGUUC
This is a messenger RNA of Monodelphis domestica (gray short-tailed opossum), 847 nucleotides long. RefSeq names its product histone H4. The record is from RefSeq and is a predicted model, not a curated record. NCBI's taxonomy places the organism in Eukaryota, Metazoa, Chordata, Mammalia, Didelphimorphia, Didelphidae. Gene Ontology annotation, cellular component: nucleosome. Gene Ontology annotation, molecular function: DNA binding; protein heterodimerization activity; structural constituent of chromatin.